This is a messenger RNA of Papaver somniferum (opium poppy), 1189 nucleotides long. RefSeq lists its product as uncharacterized. The record is from RefSeq and is a predicted model, not a curated record. Lineage: Eukaryota; Viridiplantae; Streptophyta; Magnoliopsida; Ranunculales; Papaveraceae. The transcript has 3 exons. Bases 417 to 1043 code for a protein of 208 amino acids.
CCCCUUCCCCAUCCAAAACAACAACAAAUUCAAUACAGAGAGAGAAAGUGUGCAAGUUUGAAUGAAGUGAGGAUAAUAUAUGCUAGAUUCAGAAAACAAAUUAAGAACUAGUUCAUCAUUUUCAUCAUCAUCAAAAUUGGAAUUUUUCUUCAAGAAUCAUUAACUAUUGAAGUCUGUCUUUCUGUCUCUCACAUUUGGAUCAGUUUCUUUUCAUUUCUAAGAACUUGCAGAAGCAGGAGAGAAUCUGGGUUUUGUUGUUUCUCAAUUACUACUCAUUCAGAACAAGAAUGAGGUUAUCAUCACUGUCACUGAACAUUUAGAGCGUAUUCGGACGACGGUGGUAGGAAGUGUAUUCCACGAGUAAGGCCGGAAAAAGUGUGCGGCCGGGAAUAAUAAACAACAAAGAGGAAUUAGCAAUGGUGGAAACCCCAUCUCCUAAUCAAGUUCCUAGCAGUUUAGAAAGAACUAGUAGUGACGAAGGAUCAGGAUCGUCAACAAGAUCAGCGACGGGGUUGAGGAAAAUUACCAGAAGCCGUUACCCAGUCCAUGAUGAUGGAGUAUCAGAUCUAAACAUUGAAUGUUCAGGGCAAACUUGUAAGUCAUGUAGUGCAACCGUUGUUGCUGAUUUUGUUGCCAUUUGUUGUUGUCCUUGCGCAGUUUUAAACUUUCUCACAUUAACCUUAGUUAAGGUACCUUUUACAAUGGGAAGAAAAGGUUUGAGAUUAAUCAAAAAGAAAUGUGUAUUAAAAGAAAAGAAAAAACAGAAAGGAGGUAAAGGAAAUAAAGGUUCUCUUCCUCCUCCUCAUGGUGUGAUUAUUGAUGGAGUUGAGAAAUGUAGUAGAGGAGGAAUGGAAUUGGUCUCAGUUGAAGGGAACAUUGAGAUUCCGAUUGGGAAUAAUAAUGUUAAUGGGGAGCACUUCUGUGCUAGAGUUGAAGCUGAAAGAGUAUGGUUGGAAUUUUAUCAAGUUGGGCAUUUGGGAUUUGGAAGAGUUUCUUUCACUGGAAUCCCUGCUAAUAAUAAUAUUAAUAAUAAGAGCAAUUAAGGAGAAAUUACAUUUUUCAUGAUGAUUUGCCACUGUAAAUUAUUUUUUACAACUUGAUUACCAAAACUGGAUAUUGUUUUAGGGUUAUUCAUCUUGUCAUGUUGAAGUGGUAGAAAAAUCAACUACCCUCCUAUGAUGUUGACUCU